GUUUAAAGAGUGUCUAUCAGCUGAAGAGAUCUUUUCCCUUCAUGGCUUUUCGAAUGCUACUCAGAUAAGCAGCUCCAACUUCUCUGUCAUCUGUCCAGCAGUCUUACAGCAACUGAACUUCCAUCCUUGUGGGGAUCGGCCCAAACACAAAACAAAACCAAGUAUUUCCGAAGUUUGGGGAUAUGGACUCCUGUCAGUGACAAUUAUUAAUCUGGCAUCUCUCCUCGGAUUAAUUUUGACUCCAUUGAUAAAGAAAUCUUAUUUCCCUAAGAUUUUGACCUUUUUCGUGGGUCUGGCUAUUGGGACUCUAUUUUCAAAUGCCAUUUUCCAGCUUAUUCCAGAGGCAUUUGGAUUCAAUCCCAAAAGUGACAACUAUGUUGAGAAGGCAAUUGCUGUGUUUGGUGGAUUUUACAUACUUUUCUUUUUUGAAAGAGUGCUUAAGAUGUUAUUAAAGACAUAUGGUCAGAAUGAUCAUACACACUUUAGAAAUGAUGACUUUGGUCCUUCUCAUGAGAAAACUCAUCAACCUAAAACGUUACCUGCCAUCAAUGGUGUGACGUGUUAUGCAAAUCCGGCUGUCACAGAGCCUAAUGGACACAUCCAUUUUGAUAAUGUCAGUGUGGUAUCUCUACAGGAUGGCAAAACGGAAUCAAGUUCGUGUACCUGUUUGAAGGGACCCAAACUGUCAAAAAUAGGAACAAUCGCCUGGAUGAUAACGCUCAGUGACGCCCUCCACAAUUUCAUAGAUGGCCUGGCGAUUGGGGCUUCCUGCACCUUGUCCCUUCUUCAGGGCCUCAGUACUUCUAUAGCAAUUCUGUGUGAAGAGUUUCCUCAUGAGUUAGGAGACUUCGUGAUCCUACUCAGCGCAGGAAUGAGCACUCGGCAAGCCUUGUUAUUCAAUUUCCUUUCGGCGUGUUCCUGCUAUGUCGGGCUAGCUUUUGGCAUUUUGGUGGGCAAUAAUUUUGCUCCAAAUAUUAUAUUUGCCCUUGCUGGAGGCAUGUUCCUCUAUAUUUCUCUGGCAGAUAUGUUUCCAGAGAUGAACGAUAUGCUGAGAGAAAAGAUAACUGGAAGAAAAACCGAUUUUACUUACUUCAUGAUUCAGAAUGCUGGAAUGUUAACUGGAUUCACAGCCAUUCUGCUCAUUACUUUGUAUGCUGGAGAAAUCGAAUUGGAGUAAUGGGAAAUGAAAGAUGGUGUUAUUAAUGAAGGCAUUUAAUAAAUAAAAACAUCUCCAAAGGGAUAUUUAAGCUGAUCCUAUUUAGUUCAAAGAUAAUCUUGUUUUCAACUGUAGGUCAAGAAAACUGAUUAUUGGUUUCAGAUCUGCUAAAUAGGCCAUUAUCUGUUGUGAAAAAUGCUUCAAAGUGUUUUCAGUUCCCGUCCGAAAAGGCUGGGACACGCGAUCUUUGGUCAAUACCCACUUCUUCCUCUUUCAUGCAUUCUAUGACCACUUAGACACCCAGACCCAGAGAAAAAUACGAGCUAGGUUGUAUAAGCCUUUAAACCUCCGUGGCAGGCUCAAAAGCUCACGCGGUUUCAGAGUGGUUUUCUUUCAGUUAAUUUGUUCCAGUGAUUUCACGACAAGUACAUUCAAAUGUGGAAGAGGAUUGACAUGUAUACAACACAGAUAGAAAUGAUUGCAAGGCCUUAAUGAGCCAGGAAAGAAAGAUUGCUUACAGCUUCUGUUCUGUUUUAUGUACCCGUUAGGGACUCGUAGGAUUGUUUUAAAAACCAUCCUAAAAAAAAUGUGAAUUAUGAUACCAGUAAAGUUUUGUUAGCCCUACUAAGUUCAGACUUUAUCUCACAUCUUAUCGCUAUGUGAAAGCUCUGCCAGAUCCCACACAAAUCCAGAAUUAAUUUUUUUAAAUGACUUAGGUUGCAAUCGCACCAAGGCACACGGCAGAAAGUGUGAGGCUGGGGCUGCUCGGCUUCAGGAUACCGUGCAUUUUUGCUUUGUGAAGGGAAAGACUAUGUUGGUUUAUAGAAAGAUACUGAAUGUAAUUUUAAGCAAUUUACUUUUAAAAAUAAACACAAUUAUUUAGCAGAAAAUAACAAAAUAACAGGCAGACCACUGUAUGGCAAGGACUGAUUAACUAGAAAACACAUUCCUUAAUGGAUAAUUGAGAGCGAUCAGUAAAGACUUCUGUGUUCAGUCUACAUUUUUUCUAUAUGGCAUACCUUGAGGAAAACUUCCACACACCAUGGUUAUUUUUGUACCUCUUUUAGGUGAUAGGGCCUAUUUGCUCCCUUAGCAGCUAUAGAAAGCUGGUCUGCAGUUGAACAUCCUGACCCCAAUUCACACUCCCACGGCACUUCAGGGGAGAUGAUUGACAGUGAGGAAAGUGAUGGAUAAAAGCCAACAAUGACCUCAGGAAUCACAUUUUCCCACAGGCCAUACAGUGAUGUCACACAGCAACAAUGCAGAUUAGAUCAACGUUUAACACGUCUGUUAAUGUAGAAUUCACUUUAUGACUGACAAUUUAAAAAAUUCUUGUUUGACCAAAUAGUAAACACCUUUGAAGCCAU
Molecule: messenger RNA, 2523 nt
Organism: Leptonychotes weddellii (Weddell seal)
Lineage: Eukaryota; Metazoa; Chordata; Mammalia; Carnivora; Phocidae
Source: RefSeq, a predicted model, not a curated record